AUGGAGAAGAAAGAAAUGAAACAGACAUUAAGUAAGAAAGGAGGGAAUAAAGCAACGUUUGACAGAGCACAAUUUUUUUGGCAUAAAGCUGGGAACACGAUGUAUUGGAAUAACAGUAAACGACUGAUGAUAACACGGCAACGAUACAUGGAGCGUCAUAAAAUCAUCUCGAGGCGAAAGGAAUGUGAAUAUUUUUGUCACGCGAUACUCCUAUGUGGAUAG
This is a messenger RNA of Clunio marinus, 222 nucleotides long. Lineage: Eukaryota; Metazoa; Arthropoda; Insecta; Diptera; Chironomidae. The record is from the annotation of a GenBank genome assembly.